This is a messenger RNA of Magallana angulata, 568 nucleotides long. RefSeq lists its product as uncharacterized. The record is from RefSeq and is a predicted model, not a curated record. The transcript is spliced from 4 exons. Lineage: Eukaryota; Metazoa; Mollusca; Bivalvia; Ostreida; Ostreidae. The coding region runs from base 37 to 456 and encodes 139 amino acids.
CUUGCCCUUAAGGUCAGUUUAUCACCAAAGUUCACGAUGAAGUCGGUGUCCCCCCUUCUCUUUAUCUCUCUGGUCAGCUUUGUAGUUUGUGAGCAGAUUCUCUAUGACAAAAAGCAUCACAAAGCUGUCGUGGUACGACCAGGCACGGGUUGCUAUGUCUACCAUCUAAAUCACGAUCAAACUCAGGAGUCUUAUGACGAUACAUUGAGACCAGCUCUUGAGAAGAAGAUCAUUGAUGCUUUGGACUGUAGCCAUGAUAUUCACGAGGUCGGACAUCACAGCAUUGACCAUCUGUCUGCGGAUAUCAAAAGUACCUGUGCCUCCGUCCCUGUCUAUGGCUUUGAUCAAACUUCCGCCGGAUGUGCAACUACCACCAUGGCCCCUACAUCAACAGACAUGCCCUCCACAUCAACUGAUCCACCCUCAACAUCCAUGGAUCCACCCACUACCACAUAGAUUUAAAUUUUGAAAAUUGCGCGGAUGUUCGUUUUGUUUAUUUUAAGCUGGAGAAAGACUCUUAAAUAUUUGUAUCAAAAAUAAAUGUGUUUUUCAAACGAAAACAAUACAA